This is a messenger RNA of Manis javanica (Malayan pangolin), 1209 nucleotides long. RefSeq names its product methylenetetrahydrofolate dehydrogenase (NADP+ dependent) 2 like (gene MTHFD2L). The record is from RefSeq and is a predicted model, not a curated record. Gene Ontology annotation, cellular component: mitochondrion. NCBI's taxonomy places the organism in Eukaryota, Metazoa, Chordata, Mammalia, Pholidota, Manidae. Gene Ontology annotation, biological process: tetrahydrofolate interconversion. Gene Ontology annotation, molecular function: methylenetetrahydrofolate dehydrogenase (NADP+) activity; methenyltetrahydrofolate cyclohydrolase activity; methylenetetrahydrofolate dehydrogenase (NAD+) activity.
CCUGGCCCCGCCCUUGAGUGGCGCCCCGGAGACCGGUUGCUGGUGGGACUCCUCCCUGCGCGGGGCCAAGUAGGGGCGGAGCCCGGCCUGCAGCUGUGAGGACACAGGCAGCGUCCGGAAGCCGGGGACUCGCGGCCAUGACGGCGCCGGCCCGCUGCUUCUCGCUGCUCCGCGGCCGGCUGGCCCGAGUCCCGGCGCUGGGCCGAAGCGCGGUACCGCCCUUGGGAGUGCUGAGAACUCCCGGACGUGCGUUCCGGGGCUUCCGCAGCAGCGGCGUGAGACAUGAUGCCAUUAUUAUCUCAGGAACUGAAAUGGCCAGACAAAUCCAGAAAGAAAUACAGCGAGGUGUGGAAUCAUGGAUUUCCCUUGGGAACAGAAGACCUCACCUCAGUAUCAUUUUAGUGGGCGAUAAUCCAGCAAGUCAUGCAUAUGUCAGGAAGAAAAUCCAAGCUGCCUCUGCUGUAGGUAUCUGUAGUGAGAUCAUUCUAAAACCUAAGGAUGUUUCUCAGGAAGAACUCUUGUAUAUAACUGAUCAAUUGAACAUGGACCCAAGAGUCACUGGUAUAUUGGUUCAGCUGCCACUGCCAGGCCAUGUGGAUGAACGAACAGUAUGCAAUGGAAUUUCCCCUGAAAAAGAUGUAGAUGGAUUUCAUAUUAUCAAUAUUGGAAAAUUGUGCCUUGAUCAGCAUUCUCUCAUACCUGCCACUGCCAGUGCUGUUUGGGAAAUAAUCAAAAGAACAGGAAUCAAAACAUUUGGGAAGAAUGUGGUUGUAGCUGGAAGAUCUAAGAAUGUAGGAAUGCCCAUUGCCAUGCUCUUACACACUGAUGGAGAACAUGAACGGCCGGGAGGUGAUGCAACUGUGACAAUAGCUCACAGGUAUACUCCCAGAGAACAACUAAAGAUCCAUACUCAGCUGGCUGAUAUUAUCGUAGCAGCUGCAGGUAUUCCAAAAUUGAUUACAUCUGAUAUGGUUAAGGAAGGUGCUGCCAUAAUUGAUGUAGGUAUCAACUACGUCCAUGACCCAGUGACAGGAAAGACAAAAUUAGUUGGAGAUGUGGACUUUGAAGCUGUUAGGAAGGCGGCUAGCUUUAUCACCCCAGUUCCAGGCGGAGUGGGGCCCGUGACUGUGGCGAUGCUUCUGAAGAACACCCUUCUGGCGGCCAGGAAGGUCAUUGACUAGGUCACGUGGAAGGAGAAGGCGAACUGAG